CCGAGUGUUGAGGGGAAAGCAGGUCUGGGCUGGGCGGCGGCCGAGGCUGGACUGGGGCGCGGCGGGGGCGGUGUCCCGGCUCCUGCGUGGGCGGCGGGUGUGAGCGUGCGCGUGUGGCCUGGUGGCUGUGAGUGCCCAUACGUGGUGAGCGUGUGGUGCGGCGCUGAGGAGGGGCGAGCGCGCGCGGGGAUGACGGCCCGGUGUGUGACUGUCCGGUGCGUGGCCGCGAAUCUGCGCCUGCGUGCACGUCCCGGCGGCGUGCGGAAGGCGGUGUGUGUUGGAAUGAGUGAAGCACUUUAAGUGGCCAAGAGCAGGAAACCCGGCCGGAGGAGCCUUACCCCGUCCUCCCCUGUAUCGACUGCGUAGAGCCCAGUGUGGGCAAAGUCCUAGAGCCCGGGGAAGUUGCCCGGGCGGGGCAGCCUCGGCUGAAGCAUUUCCUGUCGGCCCUAUCUGGAAGGGGCAGAGCUCAGGACACGGCUCCAUGUCCACAGGACAGCGAGGAGCGAAGACCAUGGGGACUGAGUACACAGAUGAAGAUACCGAAGCAUAGAGAGGAUAAGUAAUCACUAGUAAGUGGAAGAACCGGGAUUCAGAUGCAGAACAGGCUGACUCCAGAGUCACUGGCUGUCAUGUAGUCUCCUCAACUACUGCCUCAGGAAACGUGGCUCAGUGGAGUCAAGGGACUGCUUCAACACUGUAGUUUGUCACAAAACAAAAUGAAAUCCUGGGCCUCAUGAGGAUUUUUUCAUUUCAUUGUCUGCAAGUCACAUGGACUCUGUUGUAACAAAAGGAAUGCAUCUCUCUGGAAAAGAUGGAAUUCUCCAAGGAAUUUGUCUUAUAGAAUCUUCACAAAUCCUGGCCAACUGCACAGAGGACUUAUUUUCUGGUGUAUGAGCAAAUAACUUUUGUGAUAGAGUCAGCCAGACCUAGCUCUACAAUCCCAGAGUAAAGCUCUUCUCCAAAUGAAGAGCCAGGAAGAGGUAGAGGUGGCAGGAAUUAAACUUUGUAAAGCCAUGUCCCUGGGUUCAGUGACUUUCACAGAUGUGGCCAUAGACUUUUCCCAAGAUGAAUGGGAGUGGCUGAAUCUUGCUCAGAGAAGUUUGUACAAGAAGGUGAUGUUAGAAAACUACAGGAACCUAGUUUCAGUGGGUCUUUGCAUUUCUAAACCAGAUGUGAUCUCCUUACUGGAGCAAGAGAAAGACCCUUGGGUGAUAAAAGGAGAGAUGACCAGAGGCCUGUGUCCAGACUUGGAGUGUGUGUGGGUGACCAAGUCAUUAUCUUUAAACCAGGAUAUUUAUGAAGAAAAAUUACCCCCGGCAAUAAUAAUGGAAAGACUUACAAACUAUGACCUUGAAUGUUCAACAUUAGGGAAACACUGGAAAUGUGAAGACCUGUUUGAGAGGGAGCUUGUAAACCAGAAGACACAUUUUAGGCAAGAGACCAUCACUCAUAUAGAUACUCUUAUUGAAAAACGAGACCACUCUAACAAAUCUGGGACAGUUUUUCAUCCGAAUACAUUAUCUUACAUAAAACAGAUUUUUCCCAUGGAAGAGAGAAUAUUUAAUUUUCAUACAGAUAAGAAAAGCUUAAAAACACAUUCAGUUGUGAAAAAACACAAGCAAGACUGUGGAGAAAAGAAACUUUUAAAAUGUAAUGACUGUGAGAAAAUAUUCAGCAAAAUCUCAACCCUUACUCUUCACCAAAGAAUUCAUACAGGAGAGAAACCCUAUGAAUGUAUUGAAUGUGGAAAGGCCUUUAGCCAGAGUGCCCACCUUGCUCAACAUCAGAGAAUACACACAGGAGAAAAACCUUUUGAAUGUACUGAAUGUGGGAAAGCCUUCAGCCAGAAUGCUCAUCUUGUUCAACACCAGAGAGUUCAUACUGGAGAGAAACCUUAUCAGUGUAAGCAGUGUAAUAAAGCAUUCAGCCAGCUUGCACACCUUGCUCAACAUCAGAGGGUCCACACUGGAGAGAAACCCUAUGAAUGUAUUGAAUGUGGGAAGGCUUUUAGUGAUUGUUCAUCCCUAGCUCAUCAUCGAAGGAUUCACACUGGGAAAAGACCUUAUGAAUGUAUUGACUGUGGGAAAGCUUUCAGGCAGAAUGCUUCUCUUAUACGUCAUCGGCGAUAUUAUCAUACUGGAGAGAAACCCUUUGACUGUAUUGAUUGUGGGAAGGCUUUCACUGAUCACAUAGGACUUAUUCAGCAUAAGAGAAUUCAUACUGGAGAGAGACCUUACAAAUGUAAUGUGUGUGGGAAGGCUUUUAGCCAUGGCUCAUCUCUGACAGUACAUCAGAGAAUUCAUACAGGAGAGAAACCUUAUGAAUGCAAUAUCUGUGAGAAAGCCUUCAGCCAUCGUGGGUCUCUUACUCUUCAUCAGAGAGUUCAUACUGGAGAGAAACCCUAUGAAUGUAAAGAAUGUGGGAAAGCUUUCCGGCAGAGCACGCAUCUUGCUCAUCAUCAGAGAAUUCAUACUGGAGAGAAACCUUAUGAAUGUAAGGAAUGCAGCAAAACCUUCAGCCAGAAUGCACACCUUGCACAACAUCAGAAAAUACACACUGGGGAGAAACCUUAUGAAUGUAAGGAAUGUGGUAAGGCCUUCAGUCAGAUUGCACACCUUGUUCAGCACCAGAGAGUUCAUACUGGUGAGAAGCCUUAUGAAUGUAUUGAAUGUGGGAAGGCCUUUAGUGAUGGCUCAUAUCUUGUUCAACAUCAGAGACUCCACACUGGCAAAAGACCAUAUGAAUGUCUUGAAUGUGGGAAGGCAUUCAGACAGAGGGCAUCCCUGAUUUGUCAUCAGAGAUGUCAUACUGGUGAGAAACCUUAUGAAUGUAAUGUUUGUGGGAAAGCCUUUAGCCAUCGUAAAUCCCUUACUCUACAUCAGAGAAUUCAUACAGGAGAGAAACCUUAUGAGUGUAAGGAAUGUAGCAAAGCCUUCAGCCAGGUUGCCCAUCUUACUCUACAUAAGAGAAUUCAUACUGGAGAAAGGCCCUAUGAGUGUAAAGAAUGUGGAAAAGCCUUCAGGCAGAGUGUACAUCUUGCUCAUCAUCAGCGAAUUCAUACCGGAGAGUCAUCAGUUAUUCUCUCCUCUGCCCUCCCAUACCACCAAGUCCUAUAGAUUCAAUCUUGUAAAUGCUUCUAGAAUCCAUCUGCUUUUUUCCAGCGCAUGUCCCAUCAUCAUAGUCCAAGACACAACCAUCUCAUCUGGAUUUCUGCAGUAGCAUAACUGUUGCCCCUUUUGCUCCUAUCAGCUACAUGUUUAACACUGUAGGCAGCCUAACCUUUUAAAAAUAAAAAUACAUAUUUAUGUUAUUUUCCCAUUUAAGACACUCGAUUUGAAAAAUAUAUUAACUAAUCCAUUUCAAGGAUUUAGCACACACUGGCAUAUAGUUAUUGCUAAAUAAAUGCUAGCCAUUAAGGUAAAGGUUUCCUUACAAACUAUCAUAUUAAGCAGUAAGUAAACCAACAGUAAGUCAAGACUAAGAUUUUAGAGCAGACAGAAGACUACUCUCCUGGUAGAGAGGAAAGAUGAACAAACUCAGAAUUGAAAGAUUUAUGGUACACAAGGUAAUGUGGUGGCUUAUCACUCCCUCUGUGACAUUGUUGAUGAGCAACUCUCACUUGACCUGACACUGAGAAGAGAGAAUCAGCCAAUUAGAACAAAAGCUUUUAGCUGGGUGCGGUGGCUCAUGCCUGUAGUCCCAGCACUUUGGGAGGCUGAGGCAGGCAGAUUGCUUGAGCUCAGGAGUUCGAGACCAACCUGAGCAACAUGGUGAAACCCUGUCUCUACAAAAAAUACAGAAAUUAGCCAGGCAUGGUGGUGCACACCUGUAGUUCUAGCUACUCAGGAGGCUGAAGCAGGAGGAUUGCUUGAGCCUAGGAGGUAGGGGGUGCAGUGAGUCAUGAUCACACCACUGCAAUUACAGCUGGGCAGCAGAGCCAGACACUGUCUCAAGGAAAAACAAAAAAAGAACAAAAGCAUUUGGUAGAAUGUGGGACUAACCAGGGUAGGUAGUAGUAAACUAAAAGUAACAAGCCAAAAAAACUUGAAUAGAUUAAUAGCCAAGAAACAAACUGAAAAGGGUAGUUCAAUACUUUGACCUUUAUAAAAGUACCACAGACAAUUCGUGUGGUAUUUAAAUUGUUCUAGCAUAAAAUAAAAUGCAAUAAGACCUUCCAUCUUGUUCCAUGAGAUUGACAAGACAUGCCAAAACAUAAAAAUAUGUACACUACAAUUAGUUUCUGAAUGUAGAUGUUACAACUUAAACUUAUUUUUAAAAUAUUUAAAAAUAGGAAGGCUAGACAUGCCUCUGUAUAGAAAGUCUGAUGAAAAUAUUUCUCCCUAAAUUGUAAAUUCAUUGAUAUUCCAAUAAAAAUGUCCAUAUAUUUUUUAGUUGAGAAGCUGAUUCUGAUCAUCUGUAGAAUUUUGAUUUUAACAAGGAAUGUAGUUUACAUUGGGAUUGUAGUACUAAUACUAAUUGAACAUUUGCUAAUGUUUCACACACUGUUUUAGGUGCUGGGGGAUACGAUAAGGUCCACGAUGGACAAAAAUACAUGCUCUUACAGAUCUAGUAGAACAGAAAAAAUUAAAUGCAUGCCAUGUGAUAAGUAUAUGAUAUGUCCCAUAAAGAGAAAUGAUCUAAAAAAGAAGCUAGGGAGUGCUGGAUCAGGCACCUUACUAUCCCCAGAACAUGUGGGUAUUAGAGGAUGAGGAAAGAACUAGAGGUAACUGCAAGACACAAAAGGCAUAAUGAAAAUAGUCAUGAUAGUCCCAAGGCAGAUAUUGUUUAUGAUGCUUUGAGUGUUGGAGGAAGGGAGGAUUGAUGGUUUAACAGAGAUCAUGGCAGUUACGUUCACUCAUAUAAAUGUUGAUUUAGAAGCUGGCAGAAGGGUAUUUUUUGAGUGACAGCUUUAUUGAGACAAAGCAAUUCUGGAGAAGAACACGCAUAUCCUUCUCUUUAAUCUAAGAGGGAGCCCCAAAGCUCCACUUAAAGUGUACAACUUACGGCUUUUAGUUCAUUCACGGAGUUGUGCAACCAUCACCACCAUCAAUUUUAGAACAUUUUCAUCACCUCAAAGAGGAAUCCCUUGUCCUUUUGUAGUUAUGGCCAUCCCUGGAAGAGUACUUUUUUUUUUUUUCAACUGAAGCACCCAGAGCUCUUGGGUUCCCUCUUAACUGCUUUCUGUGGAAGUAUGGAGGGCCAUGUGAGGGAAGCUCUUACCCACAAUGCAUGAUUGCUAGAAAGUGGAGCUUGGGGCUCCCUCUUCAAUUCUGCUGAUAGAAGCAUAAUGGCUAGGGGAUGGGUAGUCUCACCAGAGAAUGUGGAGCUUUCAGACUCUCCUUAUAUAUGAUAAAAAGGAUUUUUCAUUGUAGUGGGGAAAAGGUGGUUUGAUCAAAUGGCAUUGGGAAACUUAGCUCACUGGAAAAACGGAUCUGUACCUUUCACACUAAUGAGGGCCUGAGAGAUUAAAGGUCUAAAUGUAAAAUUAAAGUACAUGAAAAACAGACUAAUAUUUAUGUACCCUUGGUUUGAAAUAGACUUUAAGCACUAAUGCAUAGCUCUAAAGCUGACAUUAGGCUUUUAUAUGGUGGAAAACAUAGUCAAUAGAUAAAUGAGAGACUGACACAAAGUGUUUGCAACAGAUAUAAUAAAGGACUGUAAUUCGUGAUAUUCAAAGUACUAUUACAAACCAAUAAUAAUCUGCAACUUAGAAAAAUGGACAAAGCUAAUGUCCCAUUCACAAAAGAUGAAAUGAAAGCAGUUAAUGAAAAUUAUCCAAUAUCACUAGAAAUCAAGAAUUGCAAAUUAAAGUGAUUAUCUAUUUUUUCCCCAAAAGACUGACUAAUUGAGUGAUAACAUUCAGUAUUGGUGAAUGUGUGGAAACAAGGGAAUUCCAUUGUUGAUUACAUAUCUAUUGCUUUAUGUAUAUACCCUUUGAAUUAAUAUUCCUUGGAAACCAACAUAUACAAAGGUAGAUAAAUGUAUUAGUGGCAAAAAAAUUGAUGGUAAACUAUUAAAACAACAAGUGUCCAUCAGGGUAAUAAAUAAUUAUGGUAUAUAUCCAUUCAAUAGGAAUUAUGCAGCUGUUGAAAAAAUAUCAAUGUAUAUAGUCAGAAAGAUAGCUGUGCUAUACUAAAUGAAAAAUUGCAGACCUGUAUUGUAGUAUAGGCCCAUAAUUGUAAUAUCAAAAACAAAAGUCAAAAUAUAUAUUAUA
Nomascus leucogenys (northern white-cheeked gibbon) is the source of this 6214-nucleotide messenger RNA. It is a transcript of the gene ZNF470, whose product is annotated as zinc finger protein 470. The coding region runs from base 963 to 3116 and encodes 717 amino acids. The record is from RefSeq and is a predicted model, not a curated record. Gene Ontology annotation, molecular function: RNA polymerase II cis-regulatory region sequence-specific DNA binding; DNA-binding transcription repressor activity, RNA polymerase II-specific. NCBI's taxonomy places the organism in Eukaryota, Metazoa, Chordata, Mammalia, Primates, Hylobatidae. Gene Ontology annotation, biological process: negative regulation of transcription by RNA polymerase II. The transcript is spliced from 7 exons.